UUGUUCUAAAUCUUUCUUGCAGUGUUUCCAUGUGCCUUAUUCCGCCCUGACCAUGUUCUUGAGCACCGACCAGCGGGAGAGAGACUCUGCUACAGCUUACCGUAUGACGGUGGAGGUGCUCGGGACGCUGGUGGGUGCCGCCAUUCAGGGUCAGAUCGUAGCGAGCGCACACACUCUGAAGCACUGUCUGCAUCGAAACCUGACCACUGGUCACCUGGGAAACAGCAGUGGCACAGAGAUCAUCAGAUCCCUGGCGCUGUCACAGGACUUCCUGUCUCAUGCUAAGGAAGUGUACAUGAUAGCUGCCGGAGUGAUCGGUGGGCUGUUUCUGGUUUGUACGGUGGUCAUGUUCCUGGGAGUCAAAGAGAGAGAUGAUCCCUAUGCUCCUAAAACGGACAAGGCCAUUCCUUUCCAUAAGGGCUUUAUUUUGGUCAUGAAGCAUGGGUCCUACCUGACUCUGACUGCGGCUUUCCUGUUCAUAUCCGUGGCCAUCCAGUUGAUACAAAGUAACUUUGUGCUGUUCUGCACAUAUGCGGUGGAGCUGCGAGAACACUUUCAGAACAUUGUUUUGACAAUUCUGAUGUCGGCCGCAGUGAGUAUCCCAUUCUGGCAGUGGUUCCUUGAGAAGUUCGGGAAGAAAACAGCAGCUUUCUGCGGCAUUACAUGGAUCAUGCCUUUCACGGUGAUGCUGGUGUUCAUCCCUAAUCUGAUAGUGGCAUAUGUCGUGGCCGUAUCAUCUGGGCUUAGUGUGGCCGCUUCUCUCUUGUUACCAUGGUCAAUGUUACCAGAUGUAGUGGAUGACUUCAGACUGGCAAACCGCAACUCAAAAGGACACGAGGCGAUCUUCUACUCCCUAUAUGCUUUCUUCACUAAGUUUGCUGCAGGCAUUUCUCUCGGAGUGUCGACGCUCUGUCUCCAGUUUGCUGGUUAUGACACAGGGGCGUGCAGACAGCCCCCUCCAGUGGUCUAUACGCUCAAACUGCUCAUCGGUGCCGCCCCGGUGGCCUGUAUCACCACAGGCCUCAUGAUCCUGGUGCUGUACCCGAUCAGUGAGGACGUCAGAUUACGAAACAAACUCGCCCUGGAGGAGCUCAGAAGCCAGAGUAUUACCUGUAAAUCUCUCAGAGCUGAACUGAGCAGCGCGUGACAUCCUCAAACAGCCGAUCCUUAUAUUCUAGCCCAGCGCGGGGAUGAGUCGUGUUAGUGUAUAUUACACUGUGUGACAUAUAUAAUGUUUUACUGUAAACAUUUCAGUUUGUUUCUGUAUUCAGUUUGUUUCUGUAUUUUCAAGUGAACAUAUAGCCACAUAUACAGUAUCUAAUUUACACACAUGAAUGGACUAUGUAUCAUUAUAU
Molecule: messenger RNA, 1355 nt
Organism: Sinocyclocheilus rhinocerous
Lineage: Eukaryota; Metazoa; Chordata; Actinopteri; Cypriniformes; Cyprinidae
Product: major facilitator superfamily domain-containing protein 2B-like
Exons: 10
Coding region: 53-1147 (364 amino acids)
Biological process (GO): lipid transport; carbohydrate transport
Cellular component (GO): plasma membrane
Molecular function (GO): symporter activity; sphingolipid intramembrane carrier activity
Source: RefSeq, a predicted model, not a curated record